UGGGAUUCAUUUUUAGCUGUUAUUAUUAGCAGCGUUAUAUCAGUUAUAUCCCUUCUCCUCGUAAUCUCCUCUAGUUCUACAACGCAUUUCAAAGCUUCCUCCACUACGGUCGGCAGGAUCCUCCCUAGGUUUACCUCCCAGUUCUGCGUCUCACUUCUCUUUCCUUUUCGUGUAAAACUUGUGAAGUCAGCAUGUGUCCCCGGAAGAGCGCCCCAUUGCUCCUUGAAAACUCCCGCCCCCACUAAUAAGAAAAACGCCUUUUUCAGCCAGGAUUGGAUCAAUCGUUGCUUUCUGCGUCCUGGAAAUCGCUUCCUACGCGGAAAACCUCGAAAACCUAUAGAAAUUACGGUAAAAUCUAGAAAAACUGUUAGAAAGAGUUAUACAAUUUCCUUUGACUGUUGAAUAUUUCAAAAAUUUAAAACACCAUCAUCCGUUAGACGAGUUUAGCCGCAGUGCGGCGCUAGUGUUGUAUCGCACGUGUUAUUGUUUACAAAAAUGUGCUCAAAUCAAGAAUUUUUUGCAUCUCAAUAAAAUCAAUGAAAUACGCGUUAAAAUGAAGAAUAAACCACUGAAACAUAAAUCAGCUAAUGCAUUUAAGCAUAAAUCCUUCAGUGAUCGUGUGGCUGAAAUUGAUGUCCGGAAGGCAAUCCUGUAUCACAUUGACUACAGAUAUGAGGAGGAGGAUUUGGAUGAGAAUGAAUCCUACUUUGCAGCUGCCGUGACCAAAUGGCGUGCUCUAAAUCUUACGGAUGAAUAUGAGGAGUUUCACCGCGGUGUCCGGGAAAUUGCAACGCUGCCUCAGUUGCUGCACCGGAAGGAUUUUGUUAUCCAGCAUCUGCUGAGCUGUUUGGGUAAAGCAACACAUUUAUCGCUUCAGCCUCUGCUGGAGUUUGUUGCUGUUCUCGCUAAAGAGUUACAGAGUGACUUUUGUGGUGUUCUGCCGCAAUUCCUGGACCAAUUACUGAAGCUUCUGCAGAGUACAGAUCCGGAUAUUGUGGAAUGGACACUAGUCUGUCUGGCGUAUCUUUUCAAGCACCUCAAGAAGCAUCUUAAGAAGGACAUCGGGAUUGUUCUUAAUCUCAUUUUGCCCGCAUUGGGAGAAGCCUCAAACACCCGGGGGCAAAAAGCCGUGGAACACAUUGAGAAUUUCGCUGUUGAGUGCUUUGCCUACGUGGCGAGGGAUAUUCGUGACCGGGAGCAUUUUGUGAGGACUGUGGUGGAGUUUGUGCAGCGCAAUAGUGGAGUCUCGGUGAGUUGUGGGCAAUUAUUCUUCCAAAUUGUUCGUGGUGUUCAGGGAGGACUCCACAGUUGCACUGAAGACUUUCUUACUGUCCUCUUGGACACCCUGUACACAAGUGGGGAGAAUCUUGACAUUAUCAGUUCCCUGCUCAAUGAAAUGAUAGACAAUUUCCAUAAAAUUAUCACCGUUGAUAAGAAUGAAGUACUCUGGAGGGUAUUCAUGAAGUUCCUGGAGCGAAUAUUGGCUGCCAAGGAAGUACCAGCUUGUGUAACAUGUGCUGUGGAUUUGGUUGGGAAGCUUGUUCUUCAUCAUAGUGGUAUAUUUGUGAAGAAUCCCCAGGAAUUAUGCCAGGUUGCGAUUAAAUUCAUUGAGAAGGAUUUUCAAGACAUAGAGACGAAUGAUUCUGUUCAUCUGGCUGUAUCCAGAUUGACGGAGUAUCUUCUCAUGAAAUCAAAUGUCAAUCUUCCUCUGCAUCAUGCUACAAAUCUCAUCCGAAAGAUUCUCAGCACAGUCAACUUCUGCGUGUUGAAGGACUUUGUUGAAUGCUCCAUGAAAAAUCCGCAGUUUGAUUCCCUCAUCUUUCCGCACUUGCUUGAGCAGAUUUUGAGAUUUGGCAUAACGGAGGAGACGUUGCAACUUCUGGGACUUGUGCUGGAGGAAAAAUCUCGUCGAGAUGGAGUGACGUAUGCAGAUUGGAAAUCGUGUGAAAUUACUAUGAAAUCCGCGGAUUUCUCCGAGAAGGUUGAAGAAAUUCUCUUAACGCACACUCCUGAUGAGGAUAUUUUCUUUCUGGCUCUCAUUUCGUGGGCACACCUCGCUGGAAUCAAUAGAAAUAACGCUGAGGAGAAACUUUUUAAGGACGUUCAAAGACUGGAAGGAAGUUUAACAACCCCCAGAGGGACAUGGAAGUACUUCCAGAUCCUCAAGGUUCUUAUCCAUCACCAAAGUCGCCUUAUUGACCCUCUCGACGUCACUGAGAAAGUCUUGGAAGUCAUCAAAGGUGUCUGGAGGGACUACGAAGACAAGCUCAAUGCUCUGUGGUUUGUAGAUUUGUGCAUCAUUGUCAUGAAACGUCACGAUCAAUCUAGACUGACUUAUAAACUCUUUGAGCGUCUCCACGAAUCCUAUUCAAAGUUACUUUGCUCCCCAAGUCACGAAGUUCGUCUUGUUGUAUCGCACACGCUGGCUCAGUUUAAUCAUCUGGAAGAAUUUCAAUCUCCGGAGCCUUUUCUCUUUGAAAUAAUUCACACCGUCGAGAGCACCCUAUCAACCAUUCAAACCUACCGCGAACAACUACUGCAUCUGCAGAAGAUCUCCUACGGUACGAUGUACUUCAAGGAAGCCAUUGGGAAGCAUGAAAUUCUCCAAUGGGAUGCCUUGAAAUAUCUCCUGGGGGUUCUUUAUAUCAAUUUCAAACUUCUCUGGGAGCCAACAGUGGAAUAUAUUGCAUCCUAUGCCCUCAGGAGUGAUCGAAAGAUGUUUUGGCAGAUCUACAGAGAACAACUUGAGAGUAUUGAUCAGCAUUUGCGUCAAAAUCUCGCCGAAACCAAGGAUUUUAUUGAAGAAUUACUUCCCGGACUUGAGGCUUUCAGACCAGAGACUGCGAGGAAUUUUAAAAGUAAACCCGACUUUAUCAACUACAGAAUUCUCCUGUGGAAAGCCCUACCACAGUUUGGAGAUCUCUUGCAAGAGAAGAAUCGUGAUCUCGUCACGUAUUUUCUGAAAUUCUAUGAGAAAGUCUACAGAGUCUACGUUCUAGAGCAUUCAACUGGGAAGAUUGAUAUAAGGGCUGAAGAGAAGGAUCAAAAAAUGGCAGAACAGGAAAAAAAUGUUGAAGAAAAUGAUUCGCUUGAGUCUGAAGAUGAGGAAAAUGAACUUCCGGAAAAAGAUGAUUCAACUACAAAAGUUCUGGAGGAAGAAGAUGAGGAGUUGGAAGAUAAAAUUGAUCCAUUGGUUACAAAAGCCAUCCACAAGGAGCUCACAACGUACCUCCAAGUCUUCGCCACUAUGCCCAAUCCAAAGUUUGUCUUCAAGGAGAAGGAACUCCAUGCAAUUUAUCUUCAUUUGCUCUCCAGUAAAAAUCCAGAUGUUCAGAAGAUUGCUCUGGACUGCUUGUUGGCGUAUAAACCGAAAAAUCUCUCUGGCCACGCUGAGAUUCUGCGGAAUUUUGUUGAUGAAAAGAAAUUCAAAGAAGCCAUGGGGAGUUUUGUGAUAAAUCUCGAGCAGAAGGAGCAGGAAUUAUCGCUGAUAGGAGAGAAUCGACCGCAUGUUAUGCACUACUUGCUGAGGAUUCUUCAUGGGAAGAUGUUUACAAGGCAGCAGCAGCAGCGGGGUCAACCUCAGACACGGAAAAUGCUAAUUGUUCGAUAUUUAAGCGGAUGUUCCGUUGAGGAGCUAAAUGAGUUCUUGGACAUGAUCUUUGGGGAAACGUCUGGCAUCCCAAAGCUUAUUCCUGCAGAUUUAACAAAUGCUACCCAUCCUCGACAUAUCCAGAGUUCCCUUUCGCUCAUAGAUCUCAUGUUGGGGGAGUUUGGGGGUAUUCGGAGUGAUGAAAUUCGACGGAGGCUUCUUUAUUUGAUCCUUCAGCAAUCAGCUACAAUUCAAGGCAUUUUCACGGCUGCCGAAAACCGCCCAAUUCGCUACCUUAAUCUCCUCAAGAACAUCAGAACCGAAGCUGCAAAUCUUAUUCGGAAGUUUUUCAAUCUCUUCGAAACUUUCCCGUGGCAGGAGGAUGAAAUUGAAGCAAUUUUUGAUAUCUUUGUCUGGCCACAGUUGCCUAAGCUUCCAAUAGAAUGUAUUCAUUCCCCAACAGCCCUUUUGCGACUCUUUCUGGCUUGGAGUGCCAAUCCGCGGUACUUCGUCUUACUCUCCAAGAUUCCAGAAGAGCUUUCCGAGGAAAAUCCACUGAAGGCUGUGUUUGACUUGCUAAAAAGACCCAGAAUUAAUGGAAAAGUAACAGAUGCUGCCAUGGAUAUUAUUUCCAAUCUUCUAAGCUUGGAUGAUGAUGCCCUAGUGACGGAAGAUAGUCCAAAAGCUCCUGAAAUUCUCAUUAAAAAUCCCCGAAUUCCAGAAACAGAACCAGAAAAGAAUUUAUCAGUUGGGCGAAGAUUAAUCCUGCCGCACAUUGAUGCAAUUGUAAAUCGCCUACAGUCAAGGAUGAGUGGUCAGAAGAAGAAAGCUGUUGGGAAGAGAGAUUUGGCCAUUCUGAGUAGAAUUGCGGAUUUAAUCACAGAUAAGGAGAAGAGUGAGAUUCUUGUGGGGCUUUUGCUUCCAAUUCUUACGCGUAAAACCGGUAGGAUGUUGAAUGAAUCCUCAAUGGUGCAGAUGAUCACAUCCUUGACUAAUCUGGUAGACAAAAGUGAGACUCCUGGGCGGCAUAUUCGCACUCUUGCCCCGCUUUUUGAAGAGAUCUCAUCUCUAGCCUGCAGAAAGCUUCUCUGUGAUCUUGUGGUGAGAAUAGCCAAGAAAUCUGAAGAUGAGAUGGUUUCGGAAUUGGUUGUGGAACUCAAUGCUCUCAAUAGGCGAUGGAUUGAUCAACCUGACUUCGAUCGGAGGCUCACGGCUUUCCGGACAAUUGAUGACCUCAUAGAGAAGGACAGCAUUAAUGUGAAUGUUGGGCUUGUGGCGAUUUUUCAUUCAUUUUUCUUCCUCCGUCACGAGAAGGAUUUAGCCAUGAGAAGCUCCUCUAGCCACUGUCUCAGAAAAGUCAGCCUGGCACUUGCGAGGAAGUACUCCGAAGAGCCUCAGGAGCGGAAAUAUAUCUUCGACAGUGUCCUGCUGCCGCUAAUAAAGCGCUCUAUCAGUGGGAAUAAUGAAAACCUCCGGGCUGAGUGUGUAAGGAUUUUGGGAGAUCUCUCCAGGGUACAUCCGGAAGUUCACUACGUCUUUGGGGAUUUGCACUGCUUGACGGACAAACACGACAAAGAAGUGGAUUUCUUUGAAAACAUCAUCCAUCUACAGCAGCAUCGACAAGGCAGAGCAUUGGCGAGGUUCAUUCGCUUAGCACCACAGAUGAAGGAUCCAAAUUCAAAAACUUUGUUGGAUUUUAUGCUUCCUCUGGUCAGUUCGUACCUCUGUAAUGAAAAAUUCAUAUCCAAGAAUUCAACAGUGGACUUUGCAGCCGAAGCAAUCUCUGUUAUCUGCAAAAAACUUCCCUUUCUACCGUAUCAGAACAUUUUGAGGCUCUUCAUUCGAAAGUUGAGGAUGAAUGUUGAGUACCAGAAGCAAAUGGUGAAGGUUGUCAUUGCAAUCAUUGAUGCAUUUCAUUUUGAUUUCUCUGAGAAGAAAGAGAAGGUUGAGAAUAAAAAUGGCAAUCAGGAAGCUGAUGAAUCCGAUGAGGAGGAUACUGAAGAUUUGCAAGAAGUGAAGAAGGAAUCGAAGAAGAUUUUAAAGACAAGCAGCGGAACAAACAGUCCGGAAUACAAUCUUAUGGUUGGUUUAAUCUCCAGCCUGAUUGGCACAAUUGCAGAGUUCAGCACGAAGGAGGCAAACCACAAGCUGACAAAGGCUCAGAAUGCAGCACAGAAGGAAGAGGAAGAUAUUCUAAGGAUUCCCAUUGGUGUGGCCACUGUUCAGCUGCUGCACAAAGUCUCCAAGGAGCUUCUGGAUACUCAUCUACCGAAGAUCCUCAUGAAACUCUGUACAUUCCUCAAAUCUCGCCUUAAAUCCGUCCGGAUUGUUACGCGUGACAUGCUAAAGAAGAUCAUGGAAAUCCUUGGACCGGGUUAUUUGAAAAUUUUGCUUGAUUCCAUCACGAGUAUCCUCACAAGAGGUUACCAAGUUCACGUGCUUGUUGUCACUCUACACGGUAUCCUAGAUAGGUUGAAAGGGAAUUUUAAGGCUGGCGAUAUUGAUGACAAUCUGCAGUGUAUCUUGAAGAUUUGCAUGGAGAAUGUCUUUGGGGAAUCAGCUGAAGAGCGAGAAGUUGAAAAGAUCGCCGCUAAAACGCACGAAGCAAAAUUCAGCAAUAAAAGUCUUCUCAUCCUCCAAAUUCUUGCAACAAAUAUCAACGAAAAGUGCCUCCUGGACAUACUGCUGCCCUUUAAAGAGCAUCUCAGCAAGAGUCAUUCAGCAAAGGUCGUGAACAAAGUACAGGAUUGUCUUGGAAAGAUUGUUAUUGGGCUGGGAGAGAAUAAGAGAAUCUCCACAGAGUCCCUACUAAUUUUCACCUAUGGUGUCGUCUCGGAGAGCAUUGAUACGCUGAAGAUGAAAAUGGCAAAGAAGGAAUUGACAGAAGUAGAGAGGGAAGUGCUGAGGAGAAAGCCUGCGGAUAUAUUCCUCAUUGCAGAUGAGAAGAGUGCCUCCCGGAAAAAAGUGGUGAAGACAAAUGUGCAGACAAAUACGCACAUCCUCACGGAAUUUGGACUCAAUCUCCUGCACACGCUUCUCAAGAGUGAACGAGUCGAUGGAGCUCAAUUUGAGGGAUUCCUCAAUCCGCUUGUUCCGAUCUUCAGGGAGACUCUAGGUGGGGUCCAUGUGAAGCUUUCAACACUCACCCUCAAAUGCUUGACGGUUGUUUGGACGCGACAGCUUAUGCAGGAGGCGAUCAAGGAACGAACUUUGGAGGAUUUCGUUGGGAAGAUCCUUGAGAUUCUGAAGAGAUACUCCAGCACUGAAUUGACAAAGAAUGAUGAGAAUUUUCACCUCGUCAAGAAUACUUUCAAAGCAAUUAUGGCACUACUGCGUUUCGUUAAGGACUUUACAAUUACGGAGGAUCAGCUGAAGGAGAUCCUUUUACACGUUGAUCGUGAUCUUCAUGCAAGGCAGGCGAUUGCUUUCCCUCUACUUCGAGCAAUUGUAGCGCAGAAGCUCUACGUUCCGGAAAUUGACAAUAUUAUUGAGUUUGUUGCUGAACUUUGUGUGACAUCGGACAGUGAUACUGUUAGGGAGGAAGCAAGACAAAUUCUCAUUACUUACUUGCUGGAUUACCCACUGGAUGGGGCAAAGUUCAAACAGCAUCUCAUGUUCUUCCUGUCUCAGUUGACAUACUCAGAAUCCCCCGGAAGGAGAUCUGUUGUUCAAUUAAUUCAAAACCUCUUCAAGAAGUUAUCACAAGAAAGUCUCAAGAAGAACAGCGGUGUGGUUUUCUUGGCAAUGGGAGCUAGAUUUGUUGAAGAUGAACUUCCGGAAAUUCGAGAGCAAAUUGCGAGAUGUUUGGAGGAGAUUUUGCGUCGACUGGAUGAUGAGACUCGUCGUGAAUUGUGGGAGAUUGUUCUUUCACUCUUUCGGGAUAAGAUGAGUUCUCACGCUGAAAUGGGAGCCAUCAUGUCGGUGCGCUUUAUGAAUGCAGAUAAAACCUUCCGGAAACGUCUCAACAACUUCUUACCACUUAUUGUGAGAAAACUUUCAGGCGAUGAGUUGGAUGAUAAUCUUCCGGGGAAAUUUGUGAGAGUACAUAUGGAGGAAGCUGAUGUGGAGGAUGAAUCAGCAGCAAGGGCGAAAGAUCACAAAUUAAUUCAAAUUCUCAUUGCUAUUGGGAAGUUUUUUGAUAAAUUCCCAGACAUUUUAAUGGAUGACAAUUUGGCAUCUGUUGUGGAUGGAUUGGCAUUCAAAUGUCAGGAAUUCCUGGGGUACGAUCAUUCCUGGGUGCGGUAUUACUCAGCUAAAAUCUUGGCUACAAUUGCCGGGAAUAUUGAUGUGGAUUUACUGACGCGGAGACUGGCCGAUCCGGAUGAGGACACCGAACUCAAGAGAGAGUUCCUCUACAGAAAUCCCGAAAGUCAUAUAAGAUCUCUAGCUUUGGAUUUGUGUGCUCAACUUCAACCAGAGCACAUUCAAGAGAAUAUGGUUGGGGAAGUUAUGAAGAUUCUCCUGAAUUUGGCUAAAUUUAUCAAGCAUAGGGAGAUUGUGAAAAGGGAAAAGGAUGCCGAGGAAGAGGACACAAAACGUGAUGGUGGGAUCAAUUUGAUGUGGAUCGUUCGACGGUUGCGGUAUGCAGCAAAUGGCGAAGUCACUCAGGCUCCUCAUUCUACAAUCAUUCGAACGAGUAUCUUCCACUGGAUUCAGGGUCUUGUCCACAUGUUGGAUUCAUCUACAUUGAGACUCCUUGCACGGAGCCUCCUGACGCCUCUUCUACGAGAAAUGUCAACGGAAAAUAACAAUCAUGACCAAAUUCUCAGCCAACUGGCAACGAAGAUUGUGGAUAAGAUCAAGAAGAAGCUGAAUAGUGAUGACGAAUUCACGAGUCUUGUGAAUGAAAUUCACGUGAAGCAAAUGCAAAAGCGUGCGGAACGUAAAAAAACAAUCGCCAUGGAGAAGGUUGUUAAUCCCGCGAAGGCGGCAAAAAGGAAGGCAAGUCAGCAGGAGAGGAAGAAGGUGGCAAAGCGUCGAAAAAUGGAUGUGAUAAAGGGAAAAGUAGCACCCAAGAAGCGGAAAACACCACCAAAUGCCGGAAAUACAGCGAAAAAGAAGCGAAAAAAGGUAAAAUAGAAAAAUACUUGAUGUUUAUUAAUUCGCCAACAAUAAAGGAAAAAAAACUUUUUAUAGACUUGAAUUAAA
Lutzomyia longipalpis is the source of this 8737-nucleotide messenger RNA. RefSeq names its product small subunit processome component 20 homolog. NCBI's taxonomy places the organism in Eukaryota, Metazoa, Arthropoda, Insecta, Diptera, Psychodidae. The record is from RefSeq and is a predicted model, not a curated record. Gene Ontology annotation, cellular component: nucleolus; 90S preribosome; small-subunit processome. The transcript has 5 exons. The coding region runs from base 554 to 8668 and encodes 2704 amino acids.